Messenger RNA from Plasmodium coatneyi, 12432 nucleotides. RefSeq lists its product as uncharacterized. The transcript has a single exon. The record is from RefSeq and is a predicted model, not a curated record. NCBI's taxonomy places the organism in Eukaryota, Apicomplexa, Aconoidasida, Haemosporida, Plasmodiidae. Bases 1 to 12432 code for a protein of 4143 amino acids. Gene Ontology annotation, biological process: nuclear-transcribed mRNA catabolic process, deadenylation-dependent decay. Gene Ontology annotation, cellular component: P-body; CCR4-NOT core complex. Gene Ontology annotation, molecular function: molecular adaptor activity.
AUGAGAAUGGAUUAUCAUAAUAGAGGCACCCAUUUUAUGAGUAUAAAACAACACAUUUGUUUUAUUAACAAGAAAAACAAUGGUUGUGGAAAAAGAAGUUGUGGGCAUGUGAGCAAAGCCACCUUGGGUUGCGAUGAUAACUCAACAAACGCUGACAAUGGGGAAGAAAGUGAGGGAGCCAAAACUGGCAAUCACAGCUGCACAAGUAACGAUGUGAGUGUGUACCACCCGACUGACGUGAGUUGGAGCGACGGCUGCAGUAGCAGUGGUAGUACAAUAACCCUCCGCAGUUAUACCAACCGAGGGGGUACUCAUAUGGGGAAGCUUAAAAUUCACACAAGUGAAAGCCAUUCGAGGAAUAAACCCAGCAGAAAUAGAAUCAAAAGUGAGUUAAAGAAUGGGAUAAAGGGUGCUGGACGGAAUAGACGCAAGAGUACCCCCCUUUCAUUCAAACGGAAUGUACCUCUCAGUGAAAAAAACCAUCCACGUAACCGUGUCAACAAUAAUGAUAUAAAACAGAAUAGCAGUUGGUGCACACCAAAUGGAGUUCCCCGUGUGGAACAAAGCAAUAUGAAUGAAAAGGUUAAUUAUUCCCUGUGUGCACAUGGGGAAGGAGAUAAGAGGUUAACGAACGGUGAAAAUAUUCCCACGUCAAUUGUUACCCCCGCAAGUUGUGUCCACGGGGCAGAUUUAAAUCCGUUCCUGGAUGAACAUGCUAGUCACUUAUUGAGCGAAGCUAACAGAAGGUUAAUAAAUGAUGGAAAGAAUGACGAAUGUGAUGACUACAAUAUGGAUAGCUGUCAAAAUUACACAGAUGGAACAGAGGAUGUUGAUAAUUAUUUUUUCGAAAGCGGUACUGACUUGGAUCAGACAGACAGUUGUGAGCCUCCUGCGAGGACCUCACCUUGUAGUAGCGACAGUGUGAGUAGAGUGAGCAACGAGAGUAAUAUCACCAACGUCACAAACAUAAGUGCAAAUGUAAAACGGAAGGACAUAAAUGGCAUCCCCGUUUGGUUAAGAAGCAUUGAUCCCGUGAUGGGCAUCACGACCAUCCCUCCUGCAUGCAUAGACCACAUUGAACUGCCAACCGUUGAUGCAUCCUCAGUUGAGAAAACCAGGCUGCAGAUAAGUAACUGGAACAACAGCAGCUGCAGGAAGAAGCAAGACCACAGCGGGGGCAAAGGGGGGGGUACGAACAAAGCAGCAGAUGGGAACAACAAAGAGGUUAACAAUUAUAGAGGAAAUUCCAACGCCAAUAAUAACAACAACAGUAACAACAAUAACAAUAGCAGUAAUGGUAAUGGCAGCAGUGGCGGAAACCGAAGCGGGAACAAUAAUCGGGAUAGCGGAAAGGAUGAUGAUAAGGAUGGCCAUAGGGAUGGUCGAAGAGAUGGGCGAAAGGACGGUCAUAAGGAUGACGACAACGAAAGCAAUAAGGAGGAUGAGGAAAAGGACAGUAAAGAUAUGAACAAAAAUAACAGAGGAGGAAAUGCAAAAAAUAACAGCACAGAUAGAAGAAAUGACGGCAACACGAAGGAUAACAAUAUUGGCAGAGGGGACAAGAAGAAGAAGAAUGUGAAGGAUCCCACGAUGAGUAAAAGCAAUAACGGGAAAAACAGCACAAACAGUGCAAAUCAUAAUGUGACCAGUAAUACGAAUAGUAGCACUGCUUAUCCAGGUGCAGGUGUGGAGAGCCAUCAGAAUAAUGCCCUCUCAUAUGCAAACGUUAUUUCCGGAAAGUCGAAAAACAGAACGAAAUGCAACACCGCUUCGUCUGUAGGAAGAAUGAAUGAGUUACCCAAUAAUGUGAAUAGCAAAAUGUUCCCAAGUUCUGCUAAUCCUUUCGAUAAUAAUGACAGCUUUAUGAGCAUCGAUGACGGCAUGAACAGUUGCAGCACGAGCAACAUGGAUAUGAGGAUGUUUAGCCAAGUGAAUGGAAUGGGCAUGUCCGGCGGAUUGAACGGACCGAACGGACCGAUCGGCCUAAACGGUAUGUACACCUUAAAUGGGAUGAGUGGUGGCCUGAACGGAAUGGGAAACCCAAACGACAUGGGCAACUUCCCCGACUUGCAUAACAACCAGGGGGCGUUCUUCAACCUGAACAACAACGAAUUCCUUCACAUGUGCAACAACAAUUUCAAUAUGGCUAAUGGAGGAAACAUGGACGAUAACAACCCCAAGUACCUACACGUGGAAAAUAGCCUGGAGAGCACAAAUGGAAUAAACACCAACACAGGCAGUAACGCCCUCUACAACCCGAGUAAUAACAGCGUGUAUGAAGGGAACUACAACAUGCAGACUAUGAGACCAGGGCCCGGCACCUCCCACAUGGACGUAGGAAAUAUGAAAGAGCACUACAUAAAUUACGGAAACAAUGGCAUGAUGCAAAAUAGUGCAGACCUUUUCUACAAUGAACAUAAGGAAAAAAUGUAUCUACAUAUGACUAGCAAUUUGAACGUCACUCCAAGUGGGAACAAAUUUCAUGAAGAGAAAAAAAAUAACGGCUACUUUUUAAAUAGGAGUUUGCCAGAUAAAUAUGAAGAAGAUAAGAUGGUGCAGAAUGGCUACCUCAAAAUUAAUGUGAACGAAAUGAGUAAAAACGAAAAUGAUAAUUUCAACCACAUGGUUAAGAACGAGUGGAUGCAUUACAACAAGGAGGACCUAAAAAUGGAUACAGAGAGCAACAAAAUGGACGCACCGAUGAAGGAAAACCUACCAAAUGACAAACAAAUGAACGAAAAUCUGGAAGAUAGUCUAAACUAUAAUGAAGCCAACACGUUGAACUUGCUAAACAUUGCUUUUAAUGAAAUUUACCAAAAUAAAAAAUAUCUGAUUGAAGAAAUUAUUACCAAGAAAUUCAUGUGUAAGCUAGCUAAAAUUUUAAAGGAUAUUAAUCCGGAGAGUAUUAAAAUUAAGGGCAGACAGUUGAAGCGGUUGAUACAGAUUAAGAAGGCGUCCUUGAAGGGGGAAAGGAAUACCGCCUCCCCGUAUGACAACGCAAACAAUGCUGAUGACAACACUCAGGGGAAUGCCGACGGGGCUUCCGAUAAAGGGGCCAAGUUGGAAGAUGACCCCAUUGGGCAGCACGAGACCCAGGAAAAGGGUGCGUCCAUCAAUGGUGGCACAGAAAAAAGGAAGAGCAACAGUGGCAACAGUGGAGGUGAUUUGGGCGAAGUGAGCCAAGUCAACGAUGUGAACGAGGUUACCGAACCGAAGAAGGAGGCAGAGCCCAAGAAGAAAAAAAAGAAUAAGAAAAAUAACGACAAGUGUGAAAAAGGCGUCAGCCCAAACGAAUCCCACUCGAACGAUGCGAAUAAUGCAUGUAAUGCGAAUGAUAAGAGCGAUCCGAAGAAUAAAAAAGAGGGCCAGGAUAAAACGGCAGAAGGCAAUCCUAAAUCGGAAGGCGAAUUUAAAGGUCAAAAUAAGGGCUCUGACCAGCCCCCCGUGCAGGAGGAUAAGAGUGGCAAGAAGAGUAAAGAAGACCCAGCGGAAGAAACUGGAAACACGAAUAAGAAGAAAAAAAACGACUCGAAGGAUAAUGCUCAUCAGAGCAGCGAAAAUAAAAUCGACGGGGGUGCCAUAAACGAACUGGAUCAAGACAACCGCGACAGUGGAGAUGCAACGGAUCAGAGGAAAAAUGAAUCUUCCAAUUGUGAGUAUAAUGAGGAGGGCGCAAAUCUGAGCGGAUUUGGCAAAACGAGUAAUGACAACCCAGAGGAGGAAAAUGCCUGUGUGAGCGAAAGCACGGAUAUGGAAUAUUACGCCGAUACAAGUGAUGAAGACGAAAACGACGAUAGCAAGUACAUCACCGGAAUUAACGACCGAUAUGAGGAAAAGAAAAUUGAGGAAGACGUAAUCAUAAGAAGAGACGUCUUCUUCUUCAACUUGUUAAAAUUUAUUAUAAAAAAAAAAACAUCAGAAGAUAUGCUCAUAUAUUUACACCUACUCAGUGCCAUAAAAAUGGAGAAAAUAUUUGACCACAUUACUCAUCUGUCAUGUGAGAUUUUUAACACGUUAUUAAAUUUUAUCGAAAUUACGAAGGAUUCCUCCACGUAUAGGUUGUUGUUAAAAAAUUUAGGGGCCUGGAUAGGAAUAAUAACAAUAGGCAGAAACAAACCACUCAUGUCAAAACAUAUGAACAUUAAGCAGUUGAUUUUGUACUCUUACGAUAAUGGCUACCUGAUAGUCACUUUUCCAGCUGUUUGUAAAAUUUUAGAAAGUAUAAAAAAUUCUAAGAUUUUUAAGCCGCCCAAUCCAUGGACCGUUGGCAUUUUAAAUCUACUUGGUGAAUUACACGAAGCGCAAUCCUUGAAGACCAUUCUAAUUUUCGAAAUAGAAUUGCUCUUUAAUUAUUUUAAAAUUAAUGUGUUUGAUUAUUACAACAAGUGCAAUAUUAUCAAGUGUCGUAAUUUGCCCAUAAAUACCAAUGACCUAUAUGUUAGAAAUAGCUUCAGCGAGAAUAGCACCAUGGGUGUGAAUUAUUUGGGUGAAAGUAGUAGCCACUCCGGGGGAUACCUAACCCCAAUGCAAGCCCAUAUGUUUAACAAGUCCUACAAUACGUGUGGUAAUUUUUACGCAGAAAAUUUCGCACAUCAAAAUGGUGCAAAUGGUAGUGGUAAUGAUGGAAUGGUGAGAAGUAGUGAGAGGGGUAGUAGGCCACUGGAGGGAGUUACAACCGAUGGAGCAGAUAUAUUCGUUCUUGGUAAGGACCCCCGAUUCAGUGCUAUGAAUAAUUAUAAUAACACGUCCUCCAUCGUGACCAAUAUCACUAACAAUAACAACGCGAAUGAGUUUGUAAGCCACAGAAAUGGCAGCUCAAAUUUGUUAAUUAAAAGUAGAAAGGGAGAUGAUCCGAUGGAGGUGGGUAACGCUAUGGAAGCCUCUUCCAUCAUGGACGCCACCAACAUGAGUAACAACAAUAGUAACGGUAACAACCCCGGAAUGAUGAACAGCUUGGGCGUCCUCACUAACGGAAGUAAAAAUGACACCGCCAACAUGCCAUUCAACUCGACAGUAGAUAUGAUGCUCCUAAGCAACAGAGGAUCCGGUAGCGGAAAUAGAAGCAGAUUUAUGAGCUCCAAUUUGACCCAACCUUUGCCCUCCAGAGGGUUCCAAAAAGGAGCAGAAAAUGGAUUCAUAAUGACCAAAAAUAACAUGAAUAACGAAAUGAUAGGAAAGAAUAAUAAUGCGAUGAAAAAAUUAUCCUCCAGUAGCAACACCAAGGAAAGUCAAUCCAUGUCAGUUUUUAACUAUAUGAGUGGUGGUGGUGGUGAUCCUAGCAAGUUUAACACUCCUAUGUAUGUAGGGGAGAAUGGCGCCCCAUGUGGUGGAAAUAGGAGCGGCGAUUUUCCUCUCCUUAAUAGCGAUGGUUUAGCAGCGAAAGGCAACGGAGGCAGCAUCAAUGAGGAGGCACUACUGAAGGAUUUAAAAGUUUCCACUAAGAAGGACAAAAUGAGUGACGCAGAGUUUAAGGACAACUCGUACAAAGUGGCAAACUAUCUCAUGGGUAAAAAUAAGCUCCCCGUAGGUAGCAAAAAUGAUGGACCAUACAGAAGCGUAGAUUUGAAAAGCUCGAAAAUGCCAUCGAAAAAUGAAAUUUAUGAAAAUUCCAAGAGGGAUUGCUACGUGUCAUCGCCAUCGAGUACCUUGAACCUGAAGAACAGUUUUGGGGAACCACCAUCUGGUGUGAAGAAUGGUGGAGGUAUUCCUGCGCCCCCGCUUCCGAUCCCCUUGUUGGACAAGUUCAAGGCGAGCGAGCAGGUCGGUAUGAGCACAGUCAGCGGUGUUGGCAUGUCCAAGGGCAGAGACGGAAGUAAUGGAAAGGCCAGCAUGCUAAGCAUGGGCAACACUGGAAGUACUGACGGGGGAAACAAAAACGGAACACCAUCUCCAUAUGGCGUAACGAAUGACGUGAACCAAAAAAUGCAGAGCUCACCAAUGUACCAAGAAAACGUGAAUAACAACAAAUUUAACGAAAUGCUAAACGAAGAAAUAAUAAGCAUCUUGAAAAAGAACCUAGUAAUAUCGACGAACAUCGUUGCUGCGAUUAAGUUAAGCCCAAAGUGUAGAACGCAAAUUUAUUAUGCCUUCGACUCAGCCAUCAAGGAAAUAAUCACCUCCGUUGUUGAUCGGUUUGUCCUCAUUGGGUGUAUAACUACGAGAGAAUUAGUGAAGAAAGAUUUUGUGAACGAAUCGAAAGAGACCAUUAUGCAUAAGGCGUCCCUACUAAUGGCAACGAGUAUUUCAUCCUCCCUUGUUCUAGUAUCCUGCAAAAAACCAUUAAGGAGCAUUUUAGUACAAAAUUUGAGAAACGUUUUUGGCCAAAAUUGCCCCCCAGAUACUAAUGGCACAAUUAUAGAAGAUGUCAUAAAAGCAUUAAUUAAUGAAAAUAUAAAUUUAAUAUAUUCCAUAAUAGAACAAGUAGCUAUCGAAAAAUCAUCCAUCGAAAUUGAGGAAAUUAUGAAGCCCAUUUAUGCUUCUAGAAAAUAUGCGCGUAUUCACAAAUUAAAUAUUAAGGAAAAUGCCAACAAUAAAUACUAUAACGCUUUGCCCAUGUUUUUGAAGGCGCAAAAUAUAACAUUGAAGCAUAUUCAGGUGUAUAAGAAUUUUAUGAAUUUGAAAAUUUUAUCCAAUCUGCAACAGAAGUUGUAUUCCCCUGGGGGAGUUGAUCAUGAGGGGGGCUCCAGUGAAGGUGAGAACGGUCCACCAGGGUAUGUAGGAAGUGGGAGGUAUCAAAAUGGCGGCCAUUACCAACAUGGUGGCGCAAACUACCAAAGUUAUCAAAAUAGGGAGAACGGCGAAAACGUUCCCAAUGAUGCGACCGGGGAGAUGCCCUUGUAUCAGAACAAAAAGUAUAUUUCGAAUCCGCUAGAUGGAAGGAACGAAGAAAUGGCCAGAUAUCCAAAGGAGCAGGAUGGAGAGUAUGGUAAGAACGGCCCACUCAAGAACAACAGCAAGGAGGACGGAGACAAGGCGAAUAGAUACCCGGACGAGAAGUACUAUAACGAAAAAAGUGCAGACAAUGAGGAGAAUAACGAAAACAGCAUGAUUGGAGUGUCGCCCCAGAAGAGUGGAAAUGCAGCCAAGUACGCGCAGGGAAAGAAUAACGGCUCGAAGGAUAGUGCGAAUUUUCACCUAGGUAAUAACAUGAAUAACAACAUAAAUAAUGUGAAUGAGCUAAAUGAGAUGAACGAGAUGAAUAAUAUUAUGAAUGUUCCUGCUGUUGGUAAUACCAAGGGUGUCAGUGGUGUUAAUAGCGUUAGUGGCGUCUGCGGUGUUAACAGUGCUAAUAGGGUUAAUUGGGCCAACGGCGCUAAUAGUGUUAGUACCGUUAACCAUAUUGACAAUUUUGACAAUGUUGAUAGUACUAAUAGUAUUAACGCGGUUGAGCAGGUUAACCAUAUUAACGGUGUUAACGUUGCGGACGGCACUAAUAGUAUUAACAGUACUGACAACGCCCGCGGUGCUAACAACACCUUUAACCCUAUGUAUGUAUUUAAAUCCCCAAAUAAUUAUAACUGCAAUAAUAAUGAUUAUAAUUUUAAUACAAAUAAUAGGUAUGUGAACGGUGAAAAAUAUGACAUCGAGGGUAUCUCGGGUAUAACUCUGGGGAAUAAUUACGUUGUGAAGAACUUCACCCAAAUGGAUAACGCAGCACAGUCGGGACAGAAUGACAACUACGAGGACAGAAGUGGCAGUUGUGUACUCUCACCCGGGGUUGCAUCUGCACCAGCGUAUGCAAUUCCACUAUCCCCCUUUGCAGCGUCAUCUCCUAACUUUGCUGUUUCUCCGCCUGUUCAUCCUGCUUCUUCGACCAUCUUUGCCGCUUCCUAUCCCAUCACUGCCACUUCUGCGCCAAGUUUUGUUACGCCAAAAAUUGCGCAUGAUGAUUACGCCUGUAGUAUGCCCGACGUAACUAGCAACCUGAACGGAAACACAAAUGCAAUGAGAAUUCCCCAUGAAGAAGAAGCCUUUAACGACUUUGCGAAGAAUGGUCACUACAUGGAAAACCUCAAUGGCGGUACCAUCAAGACGGACGUUAUGGGAAAUCUGAAAAAUGGAAAUUUCACGUAUAAUGGGAAGAACUCAGUUUUUUAUCCCCCCGAACAGGGCAACAAUGACAGUUACUCCAAAAUGGACCCAUCCAUGUGCAGGAAUGUGAUCGGCGCAGAGAAGAAGGGGACCCCCGCUGCUGCUGAUAACGAUGUUAGUGGUAACCAUGUUAGUGGUAAGGCCGGCCAGAACGGACAACGCAGAGAUGGCGCCAUCUUGUACUUGAAGAAAAUAAAAAACAUGAAUAUGUCGUUCAAGCAAAAGUUCCUCUUCUUCAUAUCGAGCAUAUUUCUAAAUGAAAGCACGAAGAAAAUGAGUGUAAAAGAAAUAAUCCCACUUUUCGAAGUUAUCAUGGUAAACAUUCAAGACUUUGUGAGGUAUAUAAAAGUCUUCCCCCCCAGCAUACCAUCAGUGCAUAACUUUAAAAACUACUGUAAUGUGAAGACGCCAUACUAUAAGUUCGAAAAAUUAACAAACGCAGUUACCCAGUCUCUAUUGGUACUAACUUACCUUUCGACUGAUCAUGAAAUAUUUGUUCUUUGCAAGUUACUUAUUUUGUUAUGCGAAUCUGCUGCGGAUAAGAAUGAGACUUACAAAAUUAUAGGCACGAAGCUAUUUAAGAUUAUUCAGGAGGCUAUAAAAAAAAUGGUUGUCCUUUUAGGCCAGGGAGAGCAGAAUGAAAGGGAGGACACCUCCAGUUUACUGGUCCAGGGUGAGAAGGAAAGCGAGAACAGUGCUAACAGUGUAAGUGACGAAAACUGCGGUGGUACUAUUAGCAGCAACCACGGUAAGGAGGACAUAUCUGCGCAUAGUAAGCCGUGGAAAAUCAACGAACUGUUCCUCCACCUGGAGGUACUCCUGUGCAUAUUAGAAAAAAUGUGCAGAAACAGCAAAGAAUUAAGGAAGCUAGUUACCUCCUACAUAGAAGACACCCAGACAUACAACGUAAACCACAUGGUCCCAUUCAUCCGUUACAACAUCAUUCAUCACAAGGAGUUAAAUAAAAUGUUGUGUAAAAUAUGCAGACAUAGUAACAACCUGCAUUUUGUUGCAUUUAGCACAGAGCUCAUCAACUAUGUAGUUAUUAAGAAGAAGUAUUUGCCUGUGGAUCAGGUUAAGAGGACCAUUAAAAAGCUAGCCAUGAUAAAUAAAAAGUUGUGUAGUGAUAAUCCACAUGGUUAUUUUGCUGCUACGGAAGAGGUCCUUCUGCAAAGCACAAAGAUGGAAUUGAAGCAAAUGUUUGAAGGGCUUAAGUGUUUGAAGAAGGAGGCCACAGAACCACAAGAAGAGGAAGAAUCCAUAAAAACGUUUAUCAAUCUGACGGAGUAUAUAUUCCCAACGAAGGGAGGCAGAGAGAAGGCACGAAAGGAGAAAAGUGCAGAUCGCACUUGCAAAGGUGUUGGAGAUGGGGAAGCGAAAGAAGAGGAGGAGGAAAUACAACGGUCGAAUGGUGAAGUGAAUGGGAAAUACACCAAAAAGGAGAGCAGUAACAACCCACCCAACGGUGGAAACACCUUUUUUAUAUCAAACGUAAGAAUUCAAUAUGAUCAUAAUAACGUAGAUGAGCGCACCAUGUAUUUGUUGGAAAGAUUGAACUUAGAAAAUAAAACCAUCAAUACGGAGAAAAUGAUCAGAAAGGAAAUUGUAAGCAACGAUUUGAACAAGGGAGACAACUGUAAGGAGAGGGAAAAUGGGAACCUGGAUGGGGAGGACACGAACAGCGAUAACAAGGAACAGCACAUCAACCAUCAUUCAGAAAAUGCAUCUGCUAUAAGUACAAAUCGUAGCAAUAUUAAAAGGGAGGAUGGAAACGUUAGGAACUUCGAUCAUAGUACAGAACAGGGCCCAAAUGAAGCCGAAGAGAAGAAACAUUCUACCUCCUCUUCAUUGUAUUCCUUUGAAUCGAACAACUCAGAAAUGUCAGAUUAUUCCUCGUCCUCCUCCAAUUCGUUUUCUCGAAGCAUGCUGGGCGAAGAUGAAGAGAAAAAAAAUGAUUACGAUGAUACAUCUUCAUGUAGCUCCUCUGUCGUCUCGUCCAUGUCGAGCGCAUCCGCCCUAAGCGCCUUGUCAGCUUCCUACCUUGCCAUGCAGUCAGAAUUACAGAAGGAUACAAAUUUGAACAUCCCCGAGGGGCAGAGGAACAGCCUAAUAAAUUACGUCCCCAGUGUUAAGGAAAGCAACGUGAAUGAAAAAAACCCAGAAAAGUUCAUGCAGUAUUACUACGUACGCGACUUGUUAUACGAACCAGUAAGGUGUAAAUUUUUGCCUGCCCCGCCUGUAGUGAAAGAAGAAAGGGGGUUAUUCAUUGCUUACCUAUUUGCGGAGUGGUACAUUUUGUAUAAGAAUUAUUUGAACAUUCUGAAGAUGAGCAUUUGGAACCCCAUGCUGGAGAUCAUCAAGCAGCAACACAUAUCAAAGUGUGCAAAAUAUUUCGUGAAACUGUGGACCAUUGGUUUUCUUUGCAUGGACCACGUUACUGAUCAGUUUCUUUCCCACACGAUUAGCAUUUCGGUUAGCAUAGCUGUGCAGAAUUUGAAAAAGGAGGCACACCAUAUGAAGCUGGGUGGCACCGUGAAUGAGGGCAGUGCAAGCAGCAGGGAGGAACAACCCGUAGAGGGAGACGUGCUACUCAAAGCGGAUGUAACGGAAGUGGGCCAAACGAGCGGGCAACAAUUACAUACGAAAGAAUCCCCCGAGGAGACGUUACAAAAGGGGGAACUUACCGGAAGUAAUGGCCAUGCCAACCGUAUAUCACCGAAUGAGGGGGAAAAGGAACCGACCAAUGAAAAUUUCGUGAAGGAUAAAACAAACGACGCUGAGUUAAGAGAAACGCACAAAACAAGCGACUUACUAAAUUACAGCUACGUGGAUGCCUGGUGCAAAAUGGUCGUAACGAUGAGCAAGCUAGUAGAACAAGAACAGUUCUCCCCAGUAAUUCUGCAGAGGGCCCUCCAUGUCAUAUGCAGAGUCAUACACAAAAAAUGCGAAACGGAAAGGAAGACAUUUAAUCAGAGACCCUACUUUAGGCUACUACACUGUUUGCUGGUCGAUAUUCACGAAAGUUGUGUGUAUGCAAAUGACAUGUAUAUUUAUAUGGACUGCUUUGCGAAUUGCUUUUCUUUGUUAUCCCCUUUGAGAAUCCCAUCAUUUUGUUUCUCAUGGUUGGAGCUUAUAUCAUCUAAAUAUUUUAUGCCGAAAAUGUUGGCCAAGAUUUGUGGUUGGGAAGCAUACAAAGGGUUGUUAGUUGCCUUGUUCAAAUUUAUGAAUUUUUUUUUAAAAAAGGUGAAGAUAUCGAAAGGGGUAGAAGCGUUAUACAUAGGAACAGUAAGAAUCCUCCUGGUGCUGCUACAUGAUUUCCCAGAUUUUUUAUCCUGCUAUUAUGUGACCUUUUGCAGUUUGUUUCCACUGAAUUGUAUUCAGUUACGAAACAUUGUUUUGUCCGCCUUUCCAAGAAACAUAAAAUUGCCUGACCCAUUCAUGCCAAAUGUAAAAAUUGACCUGCUAGAAGAAAUAAAGAUAGUUCCAAAAAUUUUGACAAAUAUCAUAUUCCCUCUCUUCAAAAGGAAGUUAAAAAACGUAAUUGAUGAGUAUUUUACUAAGCGGGAUUUUACUCUACUUUUGCAUAUUAAGGAGAAAUUAUUUUUCUCCAAAAGGAAGACGUACCAAUACUCCGUUAAGUAUGAUGUGGACGUUUUAAACUCCCUCAUUAUGUACGUAGGAACGAGCAUUUGUAAAGCCAAGGUGAAAAAUAUGUUCAGAUUUAACAGUAACUGCGACCCUGUGCUGUUACUGAAAUGUGAAGAUAGCAAUGGCAAUGUGUCUGAUGAUAAAAACGAGUUACUGCAAGAAAUUGUUCUGCGUGAUUAUGUGCAGAAAAAGAAAAAUAUUGUUUCAACGACGAAACGGAAUAAGGAACAAAAAAUAGAGAAAGACCAGUCAGAAACCAACUUGUCCAAAAAAUAUGUAGAACUUAUGAGGGAAAAUGAGGGGGAAAAUGAAGGAGAGGAACACCCUCGUAGCUACGAUGGCGAUAAUGACAGUGACCACCGCGGAGAUGUAUUACCCCAAAAGGGGAAGAAGCCAACCAACGUUAUUGUUGUAAAGAACAAUUUGGCCUACACUCUCUUCCUGUUCUUAUGCAAAGAGUUGGACAUGGAAGGGAGGUAUUUGCUCCUAUCAAAUAUCGUCAAUCAUAUUAGGUACCCCAAUUCGCACACCCACUAUUUUUCUUGCGUUAUUUUAUUUCUGUUUUCGCAUUCGAACGAUGUUGUCAUUCAAGAGCAGAUAAUUCGAGUGCUCCUGGAGCGCAUCCUUGCGCAUAGGCCUCACCCCUGGGGAUUGCUCAUAACCUUUAUCGAGUUGAUAAAAAAUGCCAAGUAA